CUUUCCGUCGCACACGUAGCGGUGGGUGGAGAGACAAAAGUAGGUUUUAGGACAGACUGUUCUGUGCAUCAGACAGACGGUUACAAAAGGCUCCAGUCACAGCCCGCCUGCGCCAGCCACGCAUUCCUGCCCCGUCUUCUCCACCACCUCACCUCUUCCAAAAGGGUGGGACUGAGACAGUCUGACUGAGGAAAAGUGCCAGUGAUAGUCUUUUGUUACUCGAAAGCGGUUCAAAGCGCGACAUUUUACCUUAAGUGUCCGGCAAGCCAGCUCGUUCUCGCUGUUGAAUCCAUCAACUUCUCCCGACCACCAUGCAGAUUCAGUGCGCCCAGGUAUUCCGUGUGUGCGGCAUCGCGUCUUUCCUGGUUUUCUGUGUCCUAUACGGGUCCUAUCAGUACUACUACAACUACUAUGGAUACUACGGAUACGGAGAUUCGGAAUCUUCCAAUGACAUCGACUCGGAGCCAGCCCUACCCGAUCUUGUUCCCGAUGCCUACGUGAUCCAGGUGUCGGCCUACCUGGACACCCAGCCCAUGUCGAAGCUACAGUGUGCGCUGUCGGAGAACUGUCUCAGCAGAUCGGCAUGGAACGCCGACUUGAACGACAAGAGGAAACUCCUCAGGUUCGCCCUGAAGACUGAGAACAGGGGGAAGGGAGAGUUCAACCCAGAACUCCCCCGGCGCUACUGGGUCUGGCACUCCUGCCAUCAACACUACCACAGCAUGGACGCGUUCUCGUACUACGACCUGCUGGACAUGAACUCAGGCGGGCAGGCGGCGGACGGCCACAAGCCGAGCUGGUGUCUGGAGAACACGGGCUGCGGCUACACCAGCAGGAGACCGGUCUCCUACAACUGCCAUUGGGGCACACAGGGCAUCUCCAGUGGCUGCUGGGAUACAUACACCUCCGAUCUGGACUGCCAGUGGAUAGAUGUGACUGACGUGAAACCGGGAUCUUACAUCAUGGAGGUUUGUAUUUACUGA
Molecule: messenger RNA, 983 nt
Organism: Branchiostoma belcheri (Belcher's lancelet)
Lineage: Eukaryota; Metazoa; Chordata; Leptocardii; Amphioxiformes; Branchiostomatidae
Product: protein-lysine 6-oxidase-like
Exons: 4
Coding region: 312-983 (223 amino acids)
Biological process (GO): peptidyl-lysine oxidation
Molecular function (GO): protein-lysine 6-oxidase activity; copper ion binding
Source: RefSeq, a predicted model, not a curated record